GGUAUUGCAGGAAUGCGGUAGUUUAAGGUUUGGCAUAUCUCGUUAAAAAUAUUUUCGUUCUGUGUCUAUAAAAACUAAUUUGAAAAAAUAAACAAUACCUCUUCAAAUACAGAAUUUCAGUUCAUAUUUAAUCUUCAAAAAAGUGUUCAUCAAUUCUUAAUUGCGUUUGGAUGUCAUCUAAUAAGAUAAAUUUUGUUGCCCCCGGCGUAAAUACGCGGUUAAUUCGUUCAAUUAGCCGGCGAGUUUAAGCGCUUUCAUCACGAUUCGAAUCGUCGAUGUUUAGGCGCUUGACGAGUUGAACAGCCUUUGACCCAAUGGCCUAUUUAAAUGAACGACUUUGGUGCUGAACGAAGAUGAAGUAUUAAGAGACCGCGUAUUUUUGUACCAUUCAUGGGAUGAAUGAGGAGGAUUUAUUGAAGAGAUCGGCCGAGGAGCGCGAGAAAAUCUUCAAGAGGUAUGAGUUGGGUAGAGCGGAGGGUGCCGAAAUUGAUCCCUGGGAAGACCCACAUUUUGAAGUUUACCAUGUCACGGACAGGUAUGGUUUUAUGCACGAUAAACCACUACCUUCCAAAGACUCGCAUGAAAUUAAAAAGGAACAGAUUGAGUUAGAACGUAUCAAGAAAUGGAUGAAGAUGUUGAAAUCGUGGGAGGAGAAUGAAAAGUUAAAAGAGAAAGAGGAUAAAGGGAAAAUGAGGAAAAUUAAUGAUUUAAAAGCGAGUAAUAAAAACAAUAAACAUUUAAAAUCUAUGGAAAGAGUUAAUGAAUGGGAAUCUGUUCAUAAAGAAAAAUUACACAGGAGAGUUUAUAAAGGUAUUCCUAAUUCGUUAAGAUCUCAAGUUUGGUGUAAAUUAUUAAAUGUGGGGAAACAUAAAUCGGAAAAACAUGGGGAAUACGAACGUAUGUUAAAAUUAGCGCGAAAAUACUCUACUGAUGCCCGUCAAAUCGAUUCUGAUGUAAAUAGACAAUUUAGGGAGCACAUUUCCUUUAGAGAACGUUAUAGCACCAAACAACAAUCACUUUUUAACGUUCUAACCGCUUAUGCCAUGUACAACUCUGAAGUUGGUUAUUGCCAAGGAAUGUCUGGGGUUGCAGCCGUUUUACUCAUGUAUAUGGACGAAGAAGAUGCAUUUUGGGCGCUACAUAUACUCCUAUCAGAGUCAAAAUAUGCAAUGCAUGGAUUGUAUAAAGAAGGAUUUCCAAAAUUAAAUCGAUUUUUAGAACAUCAUGAUCGAAUUUUAACGAAAUUUAUGCCAAAAUUAAAGAAUCAUCUUGAUAAACAUGGUUUGGAUGCUAUUUUGUAUUCGCUGAAAUGGUAUUUUGUUUGUUUUGUCGAAAGGGUUCCUUUUAAUUUAUGUCUUCGGAUAUGGGAUAUUUAUUUGUUAGAUGGUGAAAGAGUUAUAACAGCUAUGGCUUAUACAAUUCUUAAGAUGCAUAAACGUAGCUUAAUGAAAUUAAAAGAUAUGGAUUCAAUAACCCAAUUUAUUCAAGUGAAAUUGUACAAAGAUUUUCUAUACGACGAGGACGCUGUGAUACAAAUGUUGGAAAGGUCGAUGGAUGAACUUAAAAAAUCUAAACUGGACUUGCCUCCGCCUGCCAGUAAAGAAGAGUUACCCAAUCGACCCUUCGGCAUCUUCAUCGAGCCGACGUUCGAACAAAUAGUUGGGCAUCGACUCGAGAAGUUCUCGGAGAAAGAAAAAGAAACGAACGAAUUGGUUUUGUUACGAAGGGAACAGGCUCGGCAGUCAAUGGAAGAAAGUCGUGAAUCGCAGGCGUCUACCGGCGGGGAAUCCGUUGGGAACGCAGGUUCAAAAUUUUCAUUCGACCCAAGUAUGGAUGACGCUAGUUCGUUACUUGAUUGCGAACACACUGGUUCAAGAAGAUCUUUAGCCGAUACUAGCGUCACUUCGACGGCUGAUUUAUCUGCAUUCUCGACCAUCACAAGAUCUCAAGCGCACGACAACAGCUUGGAUACGCACAGUAACAUGUCGGAUAAUUCCGUCGGAGGUGGCAGUUCCGUCGGAUCAGGUAUUGGAUUACCGAAUACGCUUCAAAAGGUUCUCAGCGCGCACUCUACCCCCAGGGCGACUCCACACAAUCCCAGUCCGGAUGUUUUAAGAAUCUACGUACCCUAUUCAACAUCAGUGGAGACACCAAUCGCCAGCCCACAGAACGGCGAUUUAACCCGCAGUUUACCCUACGCAUUUCCAGAUAAUCGGAUACGGAUUCGAAUCGAUAACGAUGAAUUGGCCACACCUUUAGUCGAACAUGGUCAGUUCAAAACCUUUCAUCUUGAAAGUCCCGAAGUGGACCUUGAAUAAUAAUUAUUUGACGAAAAAAAUUAUAAAUAAUAAACAAAACGAAGAGUUUUUAAAGAUAUUAUAAAUAUUGUAAUGUAAUAAUGUAAAAGGGAGGGUAGUGUGUGUAAAAAAUUAUGUAGAUUAAGUAAACACUAAAAAAUUUCUUUUUCUUUGGAUGUUGUAUAUAAAGUGAGUGUUUAUAAAACAUUUUAAAUCAUCCAAAUCGAAUUGAUGAUAUUGAUUAGUUGAUACAAAUAUGAACACCAACAAAUUAGAUUCUCCAAUCUUUAUUACUUAAGUUAAUUAAAAUAAAAUUAUUUAUAACUUUAAACACUCAUUUUAUAUGCAUAUUAUAAAUACAUGUAAAACUUUUAGGUCCUAUUGUAAUAAUCAGGUAAGUGUUUCAUCGUUCUAGAUGGAAAAAAGUAACAAAGAAAACAAUAAGUCAUCUAAAAAUUAAAACUCAAAAAUAAUUUUGUUAACACAAUAACAAAAAAAUAAUAAUGAAAGCUUUUUUCGUUUUAGUCGAUGUAUAUACAACAAACUGUAUUGUAUUAUCUUUAUUUUUCGCAUUUUUUUCCUUCCUAUUAUUAUUAUUAUUAAAUUUAGGUUUCCAAAAAAAAACGUAACUACUAACAAUUUAUUCAAAGAAUUCAUAGAAUUCUUAUGGUGCAUUUCAUCAUUGCGUCAAUUGUUAAUAAAAGAAUUCAGCCUAUACAUAAUAAAAAAGGAUAAAUAAAAAAUCAGGGACGGAUGUAAAAACUAAUAAUACUAGAAACAGAAAAACUUAGUAAUUUAGUAAGUAAAACUGUAAAAAGGUAGAGAAACCGUCCCUGUGAGUCAUUGUAGAACGACGUUCUCAUUCUAAAUGUUACCAUUUUCUUGUUAAAAAAGCUCACAAAAAAAAAAUAAAGAAUAUCUAAAAAUAUUUAUACCGGGUGCUCAGUCUCAAUGAAAAAAAAAAUGCAUUAAAAAUUGAUAUUAUUACAUUUAAAGUAUCAUUUCCAUGAUGUUGUAAGAAAAUAAAAAAGAAAUUCUUGCC
Messenger RNA from Onthophagus taurus, 3339 nucleotides. It is a transcript of the gene RN-tre, whose product is annotated as USP6 N-terminal like RN-tre. NCBI's taxonomy places the organism in Eukaryota, Metazoa, Arthropoda, Insecta, Coleoptera, Scarabaeidae. Gene Ontology annotation, molecular function: GTPase activator activity; small GTPase binding. Gene Ontology annotation, biological process: regulation of GTPase activity. The record is from RefSeq and is a predicted model, not a curated record.